AUCGAUGUCUCAAGGAAGUAGACUUAGCGAAUAAUUUCGAUAUUAAUCAAUUUUUAAAUAGUAUCUAACCUGGAAAACUUUUUUGCUUCGACUUUUUACUUUGAGGGGAUUUUGUGAAAUGGGUAAUGCUGGCUUGUUUAAAACUGCUCAACCUAUUUUCUCUCUGAAAGCUAUCGAUAACAGUUAUAUCAAAGGAUGUAUUCUCACCGGAUUGAAGGAAAAGUAUACGGGAAAUUUGACGUCAGGGAAAAUAUUGGAGAACAAGAUUGUGAACUUUCUUAUAGAAGAAACUUGUGCCACAAAUCAGAUUGCUUGCGAAAUAGCGAUUAAAAAGAUGGGGGCCAUAAUGAACAUUGUUUACCAUCCUAUGUUGUUUUGCAGGAACGACCGACCACUAUAUAAUGUGGCUGGGAUAUUAGGGGCGCAAAGUGACUUGGUCUUAUUAUCUUCAACUUCUUUAUUUUGUCUAAAGAAGUUAACGUCCUUAUCUUCUUCGCCAUCACUGAACAUCUUAAAUUGUGCCCAAUGUCCUUCCUUAUCUUUUGCAGCUAUGAUGUGUAUAUAUGAGCGUUUUAGAAGGUUUGAAAAUUUAAAUGUCUCACUCAUUGGGCGACCUUAUCCCUACUUCAACUCGUUGCUCCUUCUGCUACCCAGGCUUAAUGUCAAUGCGAGGAUAUUAACAGGAAUAACAGAGAAUUCCCGGAUUUCUCCACGUUAUUUCGCCGUUGCUCAAGAUUUCGCCAUUCAAGCCGGCAGAGAGAUCCUAGAUUGCAGGUCUCUAGCGGAAGCUCUAGAUGGAGCGAAUGUAGUUAUGGUUUCGCAGAAUAUAUGGGAUGGCUUCAAACUUUACAUGGAGGAUAUCCAAAAGUAUUGUGACAAGGAUUGGUGUUUCUUUCACGAUCCUUUCGAUGGUUCUUUAUUUGAUUGUGACUUAUUUGGUCAUGAGAACACAAUGAGCUUUAAAUUGAUUGAAAAUCUUAGAUGGGCUUAUUUUACAAUCAUUCUUGAAGUAUUUCGAAUGAGAUUUCCAGAGUGUGCGGAGAAGAUAGCUAAGUUGCAGUGUAAGGAAGAAGCUUCUUUUAAAUAAAAAAAAUAUAAAAU
Messenger RNA from Hermetia illucens (black soldier fly), 1101 nucleotides. RefSeq lists its product as uncharacterized. NCBI's taxonomy places the organism in Eukaryota, Metazoa, Arthropoda, Insecta, Diptera, Stratiomyidae. The coding region runs from base 119 to 1087 and encodes 322 amino acids. Gene Ontology annotation, molecular function: carboxyl- or carbamoyltransferase activity; amino acid binding. Gene Ontology annotation, biological process: amino acid metabolic process. The transcript is spliced from 5 exons. The record is from RefSeq and is a predicted model, not a curated record.